AUGAUUCUCUUCGCACUAGACGAAUGUAAGUCUUUACAAUAGUAGGGCAUUUUCACUGCAUAAGCAACGAUUAGCCAUGUUGUGGCCAGAGUUGAGAGAAUGAGAUCUCAAUCCAUCAGUAGACGUAAGUAAGUAGAACAACAGCAACUCGAAGGAGAAAAUCAACGAAUAAAGUUUAAAUUGUUGGAAAUUGCUAAUGAAAAGAAGAUAUCAUCAUAACAAGUUAAACUAUGUUAAGCCAAAAAGAAGUUAUAACAAUUAUUUAGACAUUAAUAAAAUAUGAUGGAGAAUCUUAUUUUGAUGUAAAAGAUUACUAAUGCAACUUCAUCCAUUACUCAUAAUGUCUAAUCUCAAGAUUUUCACAUUAGCAAGUUAAAGCAACUUCAUAGAUAUCUACAAGACGAUGAGAAGAGUUUGUUAAAAGGUUCAAGUUUUCAGAGUCCCAACCAUACUUAAUCAAAUUCCUACAAUCCUUAACGUACUAGAACCCUUGAUACCACUCACAUCAAAUUAUCAGAAUUCAGAUUGUAUUCAAAUGGAUAAUUGCUUCAAUGA
Messenger RNA from Paramecium tetraurelia, 555 nucleotides. RefSeq lists its product as uncharacterized. The transcript has 5 exons. NCBI's taxonomy places the organism in Eukaryota, Ciliophora, Oligohymenophorea, Peniculida, Parameciidae. The record is from RefSeq and is a predicted model, not a curated record.